CUCCCCUUCCUCCAUACGCAGAUAUCUUCGUCCGGCUUCAACUCCGUUGCUAGAUCAAUUGUAUUUUGAAGACACGAUGAAGGCCGGCGAUGGUCUUUCCGAUGUGCUCCGCCAGCCUCCUAAAUGGGUCCACAUGUAUGGUGACUUCAUCACCAAGAAUGCGAGCGCCGUGUCGCAAAUUGAGUCUGCUCUACGAUCACUGACAUAUAUCAUUCCUGGCCGUUUCCGCGACGCAGAGAUAGCAUCUGAAUCUGUGCAUAGCGGCGUUCAGCUUCUCUCGCUCUAUCAUGACUCUCUCCUCUCUCGCGCCAUGGCCACUCGUCAAUCCGGCCCUGGGUCCCGCGCACCACCGCAACAACCUACACUUCAUAACAGAUAUACCCGCUUCUGGACGCGAACCUCCUCUACAUAUAAGCGCAUCGCACUUCUCCUUCAAAUAGUCCAGUAUACCGAGCUUUUAUGGGAAAUGGCCGCGAAACGAAAAGGCGAGAAAGUACGCUGGCGCGUCAUAGUAUUGCUCGAAGGGAUCAAGGCAUUGUGCAGACUGCUGCUCCUUCGUCUGACGAACUCACGACCACUUGUGUCUCCGCCUCUGCCGCAACGAGAAGUUGAUCCCAGCACCUUGGAAGAGUCAGACUCCUCCUCAGAUUUUACUCACGAAACAUCUGCGCCAGAUACUGCUUCUCCCGAUUCUUUUGCAAAUCCGGAGUCGCAGACUUGGACCAUGCCACGCACGGGCUUAUCACUCCCAAGUCUGCCCGAAUCAUCGGACCUAUCAAGCUACCUCCUCUCCAAGGUUCUCACAGCAGACGAUAUCAAGCCUCCGAAGGCUCUCUUGCACCGCGUGACGGGUCAAGGCCAACUCGCAGAGGUCCUUUACAUUCUUCGACCUGUCAUUUACGCGCUCGCCAUGCAGCGCUGGAGUGGUGACAAGAAGAGCUGGCGCCCUUGGUUACUUGGCGUGGCUAUCGAGUAUGGCUCACGCCAGUUGGCCAAGAAGGACUUUCAAGAGCGCGUGGCUGGCGGUCUGCGCGGCUUGACCGGCUUGGAGCGAGAGGAGUUGCGAAAACGCGGAUGGGCGCUUGGAUGGUGGCUUAUGCGAGGCGCCUUCUAUGAGAAUAUUACAAAGUCAUGGCUGAGUAGUGUCACCACAAAAUUGCGCAAUAAACCCUUACUCGAUCUCGUCGGUGGCGUCCUAGACGACUACGAAUAUCUCUGGGACAAUUACUACUUUUCGACUGCCACUUUGUAAGAGGUUAUGUUGUCCUGUGUUCCGUUCGUACUUUACUCUGUCCAGCUUGUAGCCUUCUUCGUGAUAUCCCUCCCGUUUGUGCGUGUCUAUUAGAUGGGAAUUGUGUCUUUUGGUAGCUUCGUUACUUACUCUGCUCUUCAAUUUCCCUUUUUUUCUACUUUUGCUUGUAACAAUCUUGUACGAGUAAUUGUUUGUGUGUAUUCCCGCUGCAUUAGACGUGUAGGUGUACGCAUUCGCAGUUCGCCUUUCAAAUGCAAUUGCAUGAUCUUGGUCAAGAAGUAGGGUCGGUGUAUGUCUUGGCGCUCUUAUCCGUUUGAAAUUUGAAUUUAGCUUGGGCUUAAUGUGGAUUAUAUAUUCUUAAUUAUUGU
This is a messenger RNA of Xylona heveae TC161, 1620 nucleotides long. Its product is annotated as peroxin. Gene Ontology annotation, biological process: peroxisome organization. The transcript has 4 exons. Gene Ontology annotation, cellular component: peroxisomal membrane. The record is from RefSeq and is a predicted model, not a curated record. The coding region runs from base 77 to 1252 and encodes 391 amino acids. NCBI's taxonomy places the organism in Eukaryota, Fungi, Ascomycota, Xylonomycetes, Xylonales, Xylonaceae.